This is a messenger RNA of Protopolystoma xenopodis, 336 nucleotides long. Lineage: Eukaryota; Metazoa; Platyhelminthes; Monogenea; Polystomatidea; Polystomatidae. The record is from the annotation of a GenBank genome assembly.
AUGGAGUCUAAUCAGCUGUUUGUCGAAAUGUCGAAAAAUGACAACCCAACGAGGUCAUUGAAGGUCUCCUCUUCUCGGGCAUUUCCCAUGCAUCGGCUGGAGGCUGAACUAGCCGGGUCUACCGAAAACUGGCUCCCCAUUUCACCUCCAAGUCUGUCACAUCUUCUCCGAGGACAUGCCGUCAUGCUUGCAGUGCUGUCGGGCCUGUUCUACACUGAUGGUCACCGGUUAAUUAUGCACUUCCAAGGUGAUAUAAAAGAGCUACAAGUCGACAAGAUUGCAAAUGACACGCGCAGAGCGGACGCAACUCACCUCGGACAAGAGAGCAACUACUGA